Molecule: messenger RNA, 564 nt
Organism: Meriones unguiculatus (Mongolian gerbil)
Lineage: Eukaryota; Metazoa; Chordata; Mammalia; Rodentia; Muridae
Gene: Sln
Product: sarcolipin
Exons: 2
Coding region: 205-300 (31 amino acids)
Cellular component (GO): membrane
Molecular function (GO): enzyme regulator activity
Source: RefSeq, a predicted model, not a curated record
AGUGAUUGCCACCUCCCUCAGAUUACUUCAGGCCCUGCCCAGAGCCCGGGAGCUCAGACAGCCGGGGAGACAGCUGGAGUUGGAGAGAGAAGUCCAGGGCAGCCUGGGUGUGUCCUUGUGCCUCUUCAGGAAGUGAAGACCAACCAGAGGUCCUUGGUGUGUUCUCAGAAGUUUGCCUGGAGUUCUCAUCCAGACGUUCUGAAGAUGGAGCGGUCUACCCAGGAGCUGUUUCUCAACUUCACAGUUGUUCUGAUCACGGUUCUUCUUAUGUGGCUCCUUGUGAGGUCCUACCAAUACUGAGGGGCCAUGCCACUCUCCUGGGAAUGACUGCUGUGCGCCCUGAGCUUCCACUGCUGUGUUUGUGAUGGGAUGCCACUCCGCUGGCCCCUCCAGCAUCUCUGUCCCACCCUCACAAUGCAGUAUUAGAUCCUUUGUGUGCUUUUUAAAGAUGCUGUUCUUGUGGGCUGCCCAAAGCUUGCCAGCCAGCGAGCCUUAGAUCUGUUCCCUAGCAUGGGCACUAUUCGAGCCAUCAGGUUAAAAAUUAAACUGAAUUUCGAUGAUGCA